AUGGCAGUGCCAGGUCGAAAGGUUUCCGAUUUUCAUGGAUCAGUAUCUAAAGGUUCAGCAGAGGAUUUUGACCACAGCUGUGAACCAUGCCUGGCUAUUGGUCAGCAUGUGGAAGCUCAUGGAUUUUGCAUGGACUGUCAGGAAUAUCUGUGCAAAAACUGUUUUGCUUAUCAUCGACGGAUAAAAGCUACGAAACAUCAUAAUCUUCUUGAUGUAGAUAGCAUUGGCAAACACACCAUUCAUAGUGCAGAUUCAGCAUUGUGCGUCGAAAAGUGUCAUAAACACCAAAAUGAGUGUAUCAAGUUUUUCUGCACAAACCAUGAAUUUCUCGGAUGUACUGAUUGUAUAACUCUGAACCACAGGACAUGUAAAAUUGAUUACAUACCUGAUAAAUGUGCACGAAUUGGAGAUAGUGGCGAGUACAGGGAAACAAUGAAAGAACUGGAUCGAAAGAUAAAUGAAAUGGAUGCCAUGCUCAAAAAGGCAACACUACAAGACAAGGAGGUGGAUUCCUCCUAUGACCUAGUCAUAAAAGAAAUUAUUAAGUUCCGCAAAGAGAUAAAUGAUCGCUUAGAUCAAUUACAACAGCAAAUUCAGACAGAUGCUGAGAAAAAGAAGUUCACAGAUAAACAAAGAGUCAAAACGGUGAUUGAAACAUGUACAGCAACUUCUUCAGAUAUCAUGAAAUUCAAGUCAAGUCUUCAAGACAGCAAAUCUUCCCAGCAGAAUGGGCAACUUUACAUCUUGAUCAAGCAAGCAAAAUCCAAACUAAAGUUGGAUGAUUUGAAGAAUCUUCAAGAAUCUUUGGAUAAGACUAACAUUCAAUACAUAUUUGAAAGAAACAAAGAAUUAGAGAACCUCCUUACUAACCAAGAUAUAUUUGGGAAGUUGCAUCUAUCCACUACCCUGGUGAAGAAAGAGCAGAAGAACCUAUCCAUUACUCUGGUGACUCCAAGAAAGAAGAACGUAUUUCAUAAGUUAACUCAAGAAGGAGAUAUAAAUGUAAUGACAAAGUCUGAUAAAAGGGAAUGCUGGAUCACAAAAUGUGCAGUAUUAUCCUCUAACAAGGUCAUGCUGGCUGAUUACACCAACGACAAACUUAAAGUUGUGGACACACAAAGCAAAGCUGUGAUAGAAGAGAAGAAACUUGACUCUGGACCAUAUGACAUUGCUGUAUUGCCUCAGAACCAGAUUGCUGUAACAAUGCCUGAAAGGAAAGAAUUCCUUAUAAUGACAACAGCAAGUAAACUGUCAAUCAGCCGAAGUAUUCAAGUGAAAAAAUAUUGUAGAGGUAUAACUUAUCAUCAACGUCAUCUCUAUGUGCUUUGCCAGGAAUCAAAUAGUGUGCUUAUAAUAGAUAUACAAGGUAAAGUCAAUAACAAAAUUUCCCUAACCAAUGAGAUAUUUGCCAGCCCAAACUAUAUACUGCUCAGCGAAGAUGCCAGACAUAUCUACAUCAGUAACUGUAGCAGCAGCAGUGUUGUCAGUGUCACAUUACAGGGUGAUAUAUCAGCUGUAUACAAGCACCAGGAUCUUGGUAGACCAAUGGGAAUGGUGAUGUUAGAUGAUGGAUCAUUGCUGGUGUGCUGCUACCAUAACAACACAAUACAUCAUAUCUCAGGAGACUGGAAGAAAGGCCAGACAGUCUUAGAUGGAUUAAUGCGGCCACAAUCUAUAUGCUACAAUCAUCAUCAACAAGAAGUCUAUAUUGCUGGAUUAUGUAGCCAGGUGAAGAUUAUGAAAUAG
Molecule: messenger RNA, 1746 nt
Organism: Mercenaria mercenaria
Lineage: Eukaryota; Metazoa; Mollusca; Bivalvia; Venerida; Veneridae
Exons: 1
Coding region: 1-1746 (581 amino acids)
Biological process (GO): positive regulation of DNA-templated transcription
Cellular component (GO): chromatin; nucleoplasm
Molecular function (GO): protein binding; ubiquitin-protein transferase activity
Source: RefSeq, a predicted model, not a curated record